CCCCCCCUCCCCUCCUUUCCCUCCUUGAGCCGGAAAAUGAGGCAAUCCCCCGGCUGGAUGUUUUCCUUCUAGCCUUGGGAGGAGACUGGCCUGGGGUUGAGCCCUUUGCACUGCUUUGCAAGGCAGAGUUUGGGAAAGGGGGAUCCGCUUGGCCCACUUUUUGGACCAAGCUUGGAUCUGGAAGCUUCCUCUCUCGACUAGUUUGAGAGAGAAAGAGAGAGAGAGAGAGAGGCCUAGAUUGCAUUCCUCUGGGGGGAAAGGAAGGGGGGUCUCGGGGAUGAUGUCCCAUGACACGAGCGAGAGGCCCCCCAACCCCGAGCCGCCCCCCGCCACGGUCUUCGUCCUAGUGGAAGACCCACGCUCCACGGACGCCAUCCAGCUGCUCAGCCUUGACUCCGUGCUUCCAGAGUCUGGGAUUGUGGCCGACAUUGACUUGGAGAAUAUCCUCUCCCUGAACAGCGACAACUUCUACGAGCUCAAGAGCCAGCCUAUUGGUGUCAGCCCGCCAAGUGCUCCGUCGCAAGGUCCCAGCAUGUCGUCGCGGGUGCUUCUCCGCCAGCAGCUGAUGCGGGCACAGACCCAGGAGCAAGAGCGCCGGGAGCAGCAGCAAGCUGCACAGUUCACCCCUACACCCCUGGCGCCUUCCACACCUGCCAUUUCUGUGAGCCCACUGGCUCGCCCUGCACCUGCCCAGGUCCCUGUGGAGGUAUUGAAGGUUCAGACUCACCUGGAGAACCCCACCAAGUACCACAUCCAGCAAGCUCAGCGGCAGCAGGUCAAGCAGUACCUCUCCACUGCCAUGGGCAACAAAAUGGCAACCCAGGCCUUAGCUGGGGCCAGCCCAGGGGCACCACCUUCCUGCUCCCCACAGGCUGCCUCUGCCCCUGAGUCUCAACAUGGUUUGACUCAGCAGCAGCCGCAACAGCAGGGAGUGGCAGGUGGGACUGGGAGUGCCCCCAAUAGCCCCAUGGCUAUGCUGAACAUUGGCUCCAGCUCUGAGAAAGAGAUUGAUGAUGUCAUAGAUGAAAUUAUCAGCCUCGAAUCCAGCUACAAUGAUUAUGGCGGUCUACAGAUGCCUAGCACUCUGCCUGUCUCUGGAAACCUCCUGGAUGUGUACAGCAACCAAGGGAUGAUGGAGCCAGUUGUAACUGUCAGCAACUCUUGCCCAGCUGACCUGCCCAAUAUCAAGAGAGAGAUGUCAGAGAAUGAAGCCAAAGCAUUUCUGAAAGAAAGGCAGAAGAAAGACAACCAUAAUCUCAUUGAGCGGCGGCGGCGGUUCAACAUCAAUGACAGAAUCAAAGAACUGGGGACUCUCAUUCCAAAAUCAAAUGAUCCGGAGAUGCGUUGGAACAAAGGGACCAUCCUGAAGGCUUCGGUGGACUACAUUCGGAAGCUCCAGAAAGAGCAGCAGCGCUCAAAGGAGAUGGAGAUCCGGCAGCGGAAGCUGGAGCAGGCCAAUCGUAGCUUGCAGCUGCGUGUGCAGGAAUUGGAGUUGCAGGUCCAGAUGCACGGGUUGCCGUUGACUUCGAUGACGCAGUCUUUGGCAGGAGACACAGUUCCCCCCUUUGCAGACUCCCUGGAUCUGCCGUUCUCGGCUGAGGAACUGGGGCUGGGUCUUGCGCUGGGAUCGGACGGAGGAGCUCUGCAGGAUGUUCUCAUGGACGAUGGGACUGCUCUGUCCCCACUCGGCGCCUCCGACCCACUGCUUUCUUCUGUCUCGCCUGGCGCCUCCAAGGGCAGCAGCCGCCGUUCCAGUUUCAGCAUGGAAGACGACUCGUGAUGGCAGCAUGUGGGACUCUGGUGGUUGGAAAAGAAGAGCUGGAUAAGGCUCCACCUCUCAUACAUUCGGCCCUUCCUCGGUCAGACCUUUCCUCUGAUCCCGAUAGAUCCAAAAUGUGGAGGCUCCUCCCCAUGUCCUUUCCGAAUUACCACCUCUUUUCAGCAUUCUGUUGCCCCCUCAACCGGGGAACAGGAAGGAUAGCAUGGAUUCAGUUUCCUUCCAUGGGAAAGCAGGCUUGCUGAGCUGUUUUUGAUACCAAAUCUCCCUAGAAAGCAGCAGAAGUAGGUUAUCCAUUAUCAAAGGAUGGGACCCUAAACCAUGUGUACUCACCGAAGGUUCAGAGAUGCCAGAGAGUAGAUCUGUAUGCAUUUCCCUAUCCCUGCCCUGUUUUAAAACUCUAGUAGGGCAUUUCUUUAUCACUGUGUGAGGAGUGUAUAGCCACCCACUUUGGUUUGCUCACUCCAGCCCUUGCUUUAUAGACCCUUUGCACCUUCACUGUAUAUAAUUUAGGAAGCUGGCUUGAGAGGGGAGGAGGAAAGUGGCCUCUUUUUCAGAGCUUUUGCAUAGCACAGAGCCUUGUCCUCCUCUUCCUCCUUCCUUUUUUUAAAAAAUAAGCAUUAUUUUAUAUAGAUAUUGGACAUUUUUUUAUUUGUAAAUCUUACCCUUCUUGAAACUGCUGCUUUAACAUUUGGUGAAACUUUGGGGUUUUUAUUUUAUUUGUGCAAUUUUGUUCACUUCUGAAUUGGCUGAAAGAAAAACCUGAUUUUAUCCCUCAUGUUUUCCUUGUGAGCAGAGGAAUAAGGGAGAGGAAAGUAGUGAAAUAGAUCCCUCGCGCUUACUUGUAUGUUCAUUCAAACCUUAAGAGUAACAACUGCUCAAUAGGACUUAAUUGCUACCUACCCUAUCUUUUUUUAAUUUAAAUAUCUCUCCCGUUUUUAAAUAUAUAUGUAUAAAUAAAGUUAUAAUCACUUUUUAAAGAGGAAUUUUGCAUACUAUAUAGAUCUGAAGAGAAAUGUUUAGAAAUGAGACUGUAUUGUUUAUUGAAUCAACUAGCCUUUGAUUGAAAACCAGGCUUCUGUAUGAACUGUUUUUUGAUGGGCAUUAGAAAGUUAUUGUAAUUGUUGCAAAGACAAUCAUUUGGUCUCUACUGUGUGAAUGCAGUCAGACAGAAGUGUUAACCCCMCCCCCCCCCCCCAAUUAUGAAAACACAAACCCUUUAAAAGCUCAGUUCGCACAACAUUGUCUCUGUUGUUGGAUGUCUAGAUUGGGUUAAAGUGAAAAGAUUAUUGGCCACUGCCCUUCAAGAGGCAGUGCUGCAAAAUACUUCUUGGGAUGAUCAGAAAGGUACCAUAGGUUGAGUAUCCCUUAUCCAAAAUGCUUGGACUAGGAAUGUUGCAGAUUUUGGAAUGUCAUAUUUGUAUAUACGUACACAUAUCUUGGGAGAUGGGACCCAAGUGUAAACAUGAAAUGGAAUUAUGUUUCAUAUGGACAUAAAUUGAAUUUACACAGUAUUUUAUAAUGUUAUGAAUGAAACCAAGUUUGUGUACAUUGAACCAUUAGAAAAGCAAAUAUAUUAUUGUUGCAACCACUUAUGUGGACAAUUUAGGAGUAUUUCAAGAUUCUGGAUAGCGGAAGCUCAACCUGUACUUUACUAUAUUUGAACACAUCAUUAUGUUUAAAAUAUGGAAGGCUGGAGGAAUGAUCACACCUCUAUCUUGACACCUUUUGCAUGAGAAAUGAGAAGAUGGGUAAUCAGUGCAAACUCAUGUUCUUUCAGUAUGUCUUGCUAGUAAGAAAAUAAUUGAGAGCAGAGCAAGUUGGGAAAAAGUGAGAUUAGGUAAGUGGUUGUAGAUGCUGAAGUAAUAGGGCUAGGCUUCACUAACAAAGCAUUGCGUGAGAGUGUAGUGUUCAGGGGAUGACAGAGGGGAGAAUUUCAGAACGAGGGAAGGAACUGGUUUUCCUGUUGUGGGUUCUUCACCCUCCAUGACCCAGACACCACUUUCUGUCCUUUCUACUUUGUAUGUUUAAACAUUCCCACUUCUGAUAAUAGAAGCUUCUAAAGAAAUAAACUAGCAAUGAGCAUUUUCUAUA
Messenger RNA from Anolis sagrei ordinatus, 3871 nucleotides. It is a transcript of the gene TFE3, whose product is annotated as transcription factor binding to IGHM enhancer 3. The record is from RefSeq and is a predicted model, not a curated record. Gene Ontology annotation, biological process: regulation of osteoclast differentiation; regulation of transcription by RNA polymerase II; humoral immune response. Gene Ontology annotation, cellular component: nucleus. Gene Ontology annotation, molecular function: RNA polymerase II cis-regulatory region sequence-specific DNA binding; DNA-binding transcription factor activity, RNA polymerase II-specific; protein dimerization activity. Lineage: Eukaryota; Metazoa; Chordata; Lepidosauria; Squamata; Anolidae.